AUGACAAUAUACUUUGGAGGUUUUUUGUUCACUUCGGAGGCCUUGGCUCACCUCUGCGUCAAGGCGUAUGGGUUUGGGCAAUCAGUUGUACGAGAAGACGAUGGGGUCGACUGCGCUUCCACGUACUUCAUGCGCUAUGACCUCGUCGAUAGCCCCGAACUCAUCCCAAUCUAUGGCGAGAGGGACGAAUCCCCGACAUAUGGCUUCUGCCGUGCCGACUCGCAGUCGUGCAACGUGGCCUCAAAGCGCCGGACCUUUCCCUCGACAAAGCCGGGCAGGCAUAUGCUGAUCACUGGUUUCCUCCAUCUCUUCGCGGGCUCCCGGAAUUCCGGAGCGUACGAUACUUCCAGUACCGUGUUCCUGCGUGGGACGAAGAACCCUUCUGCGUCGAGCGACAGCGUUUCCUUCGGCGCGAUGGCAGAAGACCAUUCUAGACAAGGCAAGACCAAGUACCUCGGACUCACCGAAGCCCCAGCUUCGACUCUGCGCCGAGCGCACGCCGUGUACCCAAUCGCCGCCGUACAAGUCGAGUGCUCGCCCUUCAUGCUCGGCAUCGAGGACGAGAAGACUCGCUACCGCGCGCGAGCUCGGUGUUGCCUCAUCGCGUCCUCGCCACUCGCCUCCAGGCUGCUCACUGGUCGCUACAUGAGUCGCUCGCUCAUUUUGUUUACUUUGGAAACGCACGACGCGACUGCGGGUCAGGUUGCGCUCGCGUGGCUACAUCCCCAGGACUUCGACGUCAUCCCCAUUCCCGGGUCGACGAAAGACGCGAACUGGAAGGAGAACCUCGGCGCGCUCGAGCUGAAGCUGACGCCGGACGAAGUCAAGGAGGUGCGGCGCCUCGCAGAGAUGGUGGACGCGUUUGUAUCCGCCCGGGAUAGCGGAGAUGCACACGCCGCCGCUCGAGGCUUGAGUUCGUCCUUGGUCGACGUCGGGGGCGAAACAGGCUAA
This is a messenger RNA of Epithele typhae, 951 nucleotides long. Its product is annotated as NADP-dependent oxidoreductase domain-containing protein. The record is from RefSeq and is a predicted model, not a curated record. Gene Ontology annotation, cellular component: cytoplasm. Bases 1 to 951 code for a protein of 316 amino acids. The transcript is spliced from 6 exons. Lineage: Eukaryota; Fungi; Basidiomycota; Agaricomycetes; Polyporales; Epitheliaceae.